AUGGCAGCUGAGAGUACAGUGGUAGCGAAUCCGACUAAUACGAACGACGUCAACGACGAAAAACUUGAAGAAGUUUAUUUUCUUGAGGAAGGUGCUGCGCAAUUACUUGAUCAAGGACGAACAUUUGACGCAGUUAAAAAGUUGUCUUUUCAAGCCACUCUUGGGAAGAACUCAUAUUACUCAGGUACCCAUCGUAUUCGGAUAAAACUGCACUAUGGCUCUGCAUUUAUCGGAAUCCGUUCACGUCAUAUACGGGUUGAAAUGGAUCCUUAUCUUAUGGCAGGCCAGUAUCAUAAAACUCCUUCUACAUAUGGAUGGAGCACGGCUGGCCGUCGCUUUCUUAAUGGAGAUUCUGAUGGAUCCAGAAUAAAGAUGGAUGAAAUAGAGGAUGUUAUGAUUGAAUUAACACUCCAUUGUGAUGAGCACCGACUAAGUAUUAUCAUGAGUAAGAACAACUGUUUACGGGAUGAAAUGGAAGUGGAUCAUCUUCAUGCUCCGUUUCCUUGGCGCCUGUUUGUUCAACUCAAUCGCGGCGGUGCUCGUAUAUCACUUUUAUAA
Adineta steineri is the source of this 558-nucleotide messenger RNA. The record is from the annotation of a GenBank genome assembly. Lineage: Eukaryota; Metazoa; Rotifera; Eurotatoria; Adinetida; Adinetidae.